Messenger RNA from Manis javanica (Malayan pangolin), 3729 nucleotides. RefSeq names its product ADAM metallopeptidase domain 15 (gene ADAM15). Lineage: Eukaryota; Metazoa; Chordata; Mammalia; Pholidota; Manidae. The record is from RefSeq and is a predicted model, not a curated record. Gene Ontology annotation, molecular function: metalloendopeptidase activity; integrin binding. Gene Ontology annotation, biological process: proteolysis; integrin-mediated signaling pathway; innate immune response.
CUGCCGGGUGAGCAAAGCGGACAGACCCGGCUGCAUCGGCUCCUCGGUGCGCGGCCCAGCACCUGCUGCCCUCGCCCGGCCCGGGGCGCCGCUGCCAUGCGGCUGGCGCUGCUCUGGGCCCUGGGGCUUUUGGGCGCGGGCAGCCCUCCGUCCUCCCGGCCGCUCCCAGAUAUUGGUGGCACUGAGGAGGAGCAGGCAAGGCCAGAGAGGACCUUAAGUGGGUCCUUGGAGCCCCAGAUCCUUCAGGACAACUUCACACUCAGCCUAGCGGAGGUGCUUCAGACCAACCUGCCCGAGGCUUUGAGGAUCAAAUUGGAAUUGGAUGGUGAGAGUCAUAUCCUGGAGCUGCUACAGAAUAGGGAUCUAGUCCCAGGCCGCCCAACGCUGGUAUGGUACCAACCUGAUGGCACCCGUGUGGUCAGUAAGGGACACACUCUGGAGAACUGCUGCUACCAGGGAGGAGUACAGGGCCACGCAGACUCGCAGGUCUCCAUCUGCACCUGCUCUGGGCUCAGGGGCUUGGUGAUCCUGUCCCCACAAAGAAGCUACACCCUGGAGCUGGGGCCUGGGGACCUUCAGGGUAACCCCGUUGUCUCCCGGAUCCAAGACCUCCUUCUGCCAGGCCACACUUGUGCCCUGAGCUGGCGUGCCUCUGUGCCCACUCAGGUUCCUCCCGAGCACCCCCUGGGAGAGCACCACACCCGCCGGUGGAGGCGGGAUGUGGUGACAGAGACCAAGGUCGUUGAGCUGGUGAUUGUGGCUGAUCAUUCCGAGGUCCGGAGGUACCCAGACUUCCAGCACCUGCUGAACAGAACGCUGGAAGUGGCCCUUCUCCUGGACACAUUUUUCCGGCCCCUGAAUGUACGGGUGGUGCUAGUAGGCCUGGAGGCCUGGACCCAGCAUGACCUGAUGGAGAUAAGCCAGGACCCAGGUCUCACGCUAAGCAACUUCCUCCGCUGGCGCCGGACAGACUUGCUGCCUCGAUUGCCCCAUGACAGUGCCCAGCUGGUGACGGCUACUUCAUUCUCUGGGCCCAGGGUGGGCAUGGCCAUUCAAAACUCCAUCUGCUCUCCUGACUUCUCAGGAGGUGUGAACAUGGACCAUUCCACAAGUAUCCUGGGAGUUGCCUCCUCAAUAGCCCAUGAGUUGGGCCACAGUCUGGGCUUGGACCACGACUCACCUGGGAACAGCUGCCCCUGUCCAGGUCCAGCCCCAGCCAAGAGCUGCAUCAUGGAGGCCUCCACAGACUUCCUACCAGGCCUGAACUUCAGCAACUGCAGCCGACAGGCCCUGGAGAAAGCCCUCCUGGAUGGGAUGGGCAGCUGCCUCUUUGAACAGCUGCCCGGCCUGCCCUCUAUGGCUGCUGUCUGUGGAAACAGGCUUGUGGAGCCCGGCGAGCAGUGUGACUGUGGCUUCCCGGAUGACUGCACUGAUCCGUGCUGUGAUUACUUCACCUGCCAGCUGAGGCCAGGGGCACAGUGUGCAUCUGACGGACUCUGUUGUCAAAACUGCCAGCUGUGCCCAGCUGGUUGGCAGUGCCGCCCUACCAGAGGGGACUGUGACUUACCCGAGUUCUGCCCAGGAGACAGCUCCCAGUGCCCCCCCGAUGUCAGCCUGGGGGACGGCGAGCCAUGUGCUGGUGGACAGGCUGUAUGCAUGCAAGGGCGCUGCGCCUCCUAUGCCCAACAGUGCCAGGCUCUCUGGGGACCUGGGGCCCAGCCCGCCACACCACUUUGCCUCCUUACUGCCAACACCCGGGGGGAUGCCUUUGGGAGCUGUGGACGCAGCCCUAAUGGCAGCUAUGUGUCCUGUGCCCCUAGAGAUGCCGUGUGUGGGCAACUCCAGUGUCAAGGGGGUAGGGCCCAGCCUCUGCUGGGCUCAGCCCAGGAUCUGCACUGGGAGAUGCUGGAAGCCAAUGGGACCAGGCUGAAGCUGAACUGCAGCUGGGUACGCCUGGACCUGGGCAACGAUGUGGCCCAGCCCCUCCUGACUCUGCCUGGCACGGCCUGUGGCCCUGGUCUGGUAUGCAUCAACCAUCAGUGCCAGUCCGUGGAUCUCCUGGGAGCACAGGAAUGUCGAAGCAAAUGCCAUGGGCAUGGGGUCUGCGACAGCAAUAGACACUGCCACUGUGAGGAGGGCUGGGCGCCCCCUGACUGUACCACCCACAUCAGAGCAACCAGCUCCCUGACCACAGGGCUGCCCCUCAGCCUCUUGUUGUUGGUCAUCCUGAUACUGCUUGGUGCCAGCUACUGGCACCGUGCACGCCUACGCCAGCGACUCUGCCAACUCAAGGGACCCAGCUGCCAAUACAGGGCAGCCCAGUCUGGUCCCCCGGAACGCCCAGGACCCCCGCAGAGGGCCCUGCUAAUGCCAGGUGUCAAGCAGGCUAGUAUUCUUGGCUUUCCAGCGCCCCCCUCCAGGCCGCUGCCUCCUGACCCAGUGCCCAAGAGACUCCAGGCUGAGCUGGCUGACCGACCCAAUCCCCCCACCCGCCCUCUGCCCGCUGACCCGGUGGUGAGACGCCCGAAGGUAACAGUGGGGGAGAGAAGGGCACAGCCUCUCCCCCAACCCAGGGCUGUGGUGCUGGUAGCCAUGGCAGUGGUGGCCUUGGCGAGAUACCUUCUCUGUGCCGGAGGGGCAUGUACCCGAAUGGCAUCUUUAAUGGUGACAGGUUUGGAGACAAAGGUGACCUCUGAUGCUACCCCUGACAAUCUGGUGUUCCCCAACACCAGUGAGUCGGGAGUGGGCAACAUGACACCCCCUCCCAAGCCAGCCUCCUGCCUUCUUUCUCUCAGUCCCAGGGGCCUGCCAAGCCCCUACCCCCGAGGAAGCCACUACCUGCCAAUCCCCAGGACCGGCGACAUUUGGGUGACCUGCCUGGCCCAGAAGCAGGAAUCCCGCCCCCAGUGGUACCCUCCAGGCCUGCGCCACCGCCGCCAGCAGUGUCCUCCUCGCUCUACCUCUGACCUCUCCUGAGGUUCCGCUGCCUCCAACCCGGAUUUAGGACUCAAAGAUGGACACGCCCCGUAAGUCUCCCGCAGUGACUGAGGGAGCUGGAGUCUGGAAGCUACGGAACAGGCAUCCUAAGACACCCAGCACCUCCGUGCGCAGUUCCAGCAGCGAGCGCCCUGGGGACCCAGCCAUGCAGUUGUCGCAGGGGCUUGGGGAGGGACCGGGCACUGAAUCGAGCUGACGGAGGUGCGCACAGCCUGUCUCUGCUCAGUGGCAAUAAACUUUAGACCUUGGGGGACGUGCCUCCUUCGGAGUUUGUCGGCUCAGGGAAAGGUGACACUGCUGCGGUUCCAGGUAUGGCCGCUAGGAGACGCUGUCGCCUCAGACGCAGACGGGAUGAGGGAGGGCGACAGUCUCACGCUGGGUCAGCGCGUGUUCGCGGGAUGCUCAAGGCUUCUUUCUACCCAGUCCGGAAUAGCUCUCUGCGCAAUCCAGUAUCACGGAGAGUUGUACACCCUUUGCCACCCCCAAUCGCCAAGAACUCGCCUCCAAACACUGUGUAGCCCCUGGAGGCGGCUAUGAACAAACCGGACAAACAGCUGGACUCGACGUCCUCACCCUAUGACCAGUGUCUGGAAAAAGUGGAUCUAGCUGGUGUUCUCGGAGCCCCGGAGCAGGGCGGCGGCUCCCACGAUCCCUAGACCGCGCACCUGCCUCCUCCUCCUCCCCCCACUCCACCCCCACCUGAGGGCUUGGGAACAAAGGUGCUUUGUACAA